Molecule: messenger RNA, 1962 nt
Organism: Mercenaria mercenaria
Lineage: Eukaryota; Metazoa; Mollusca; Bivalvia; Venerida; Veneridae
Exons: 9
Coding region: 1-1818 (605 amino acids)
Source: RefSeq, a predicted model, not a curated record
AUGAACUACGAUAAAAAGGUUGAGAUGGGCGAACGUAUGGGUCUGUUAGGGACAGAGCUCCUAGAAUUUGUAAAUAAGAAAGAGAAGCAAUAUACGGAAUGUGAGGAGCGUAUGCAGAGACGAGACGAAGACAGGUGUAGGUUUGAGGCUCAAGAAGCCGAGAAAUUUCGGCAUUAUGAUUUGCCGUAUGACCAAAGUGCCACCCUUUUGUUGAACCUCGACCCCUCCAUACAUGCUAACUUAGACCAGUAUAGGGAGACACUUUUCCAUUGUCGGACUAAUGGCGGCUUCCAGGCCAUUUCACCAGAAAUUUCAUCAUUCGGUGAAUAUUUUCCAACACCAAGGAAGAAACGAACAGUCCGUGAGCGAAUGUCACCGAGGAUUAUUUAUAAAAGAUCAGAGUUGCACAAUAUUGGACAAUUACCAAGUGCACAAAAGAGACCUAAUCCCAUGAUUAUCAAAAGAUUGAAAGAGUUUCGAUUAAUUCAGUAUAGAGGGACUCGAGGUGGGAAAAACCAGAUUAGACGAGCAUGGGACACUAACAAUGGGUUUUGUGAAAGUCAUUUGAAAGAGCAGACUUUACGCAGUCAGGAAAUCAUAGAAGAUAAAACAUCACAAUCAAUAGCUGAAAUAUUACGAGCAAAAGAAGAUGCAGAGAAAAACAAGCCGAAAGAUCCUAAUGCAUCAGGCGCAGGCAUUGCCAUCGAACAGGAACAUCAUCAAGAUGUACCAGUUCAGCACCAAGCGACACCUUUGGAGGAGGUACUUCAAGAAAAUGCGUUGAUACUGAAUGACAUAGCAGAAACUUGCGCGCAAAAGAAAAUAAAACACACAGAUAACAUACUCUUACUCGGAAACGCUGGAUCAGGCAAAAGUGCCCUUUUAAAUACAAUAAUUAAGGCACUUUCUGGAAGAUACAUACCAAGAGCAAGAUAUGGUUUUGGACAAACAUGUGCCCUGACGAAAACAUUACAAAGGUUUGAGAAUUGUGGUAUUACUGAAGAUGAUAUUGCCGAUGCCGACCGACGGGACAUUUUGAAACAUGCUAUACCUUAUCUUCCUUCUUUUUUUGACUCCCCCCCUUUCUGCAACAGUUCACCAGAAAUGAUGGAAAUAUUGGAACUGGUCAUUGGGGGUUUUAUUCCGCCAAAUACAAGCUUCAUAUCGCUGGAAAGACUACAACAAGGAAACUACCCAGGUUUCCUCAAAGACAAGUUUGCGCAAAGUAAUCCUAAUUGGAGGAUCAGCAAAAUUGUGUUUGUUCAAUCACCGAGGGACUCAUUAGAUGAACGUUUGAUUAAAAUGGUCAACGGUUUGUUAACGGUAGAAGAUCAAGAAAGAUGUUGUCCAAUAUACUCAAUUGAUAAUUUUGUUGUUAUAACAAAAUACGAUUUGGUAGACAGUGGUGACACGGUUAAAUUCAGACAGACCGAAGGAAGCUCUUUUGAUGGAUUGACGUUAGAGCACUUUGAACGUGUAGAACACGACAUUUGUUCGAAAUUUAACAUUAUUGAAGCAAAGGAACAUAACAUGUUUCGCUGGGUAAGUUAUUGUGACACCACAGGUUACGACAAUCCAUAUAUAGACAACAUUGCUUUGAAGUUUAUCCAACGUAUGCUGGAAAAAGACAGCCAGCCAUUCAAACCUUGCCAUAUUCCGAAACUCGCGAUCAGGAGAUGGUUUAAAAUAAAAGUCAGAAAUUUAGUGUGGAGGUGUCGAUAUAACUGGAUUGGAAUGGGUUUGGAUUUAAUGCAGAAAAUAUUCGGCCUGUGUAUAUAUCAUGCUCUUGUUGGGAUCAACUCAAUAUCGCGUAUCUGAUCUUAUUUAUCUGGUCAUAAAAUGUCAUAAAUAACCGAAAGCAUCGAUGUAAGAAAAUAUCGACAAUAAAUGAUAAAACAGUAGAAUAUGAAAAAAGUCUGGACAAUGUGUAAUAACAUUCAAUUUGCUUAUUUACUACUUGGA